Lepisosteus oculatus (spotted gar) is the source of this 3433-nucleotide messenger RNA. RefSeq lists its product as uncharacterized. NCBI's taxonomy places the organism in Eukaryota, Metazoa, Chordata, Actinopteri, Semionotiformes, Lepisosteidae. The record is from RefSeq and is a predicted model, not a curated record.
UGAAGCCAGAUUGAAUUUGAAGUUGGUGGUGUGUGACUACGCGCGUAGAUGGCUCUAAACGCAGUGAAUGUUUGCAUCGAUUAAAGAUGGACGAUUCGGUGAAAUUUUCGAAAGAUUUCUAUGAAGAGGUUGAUAAGAAUGCCGAUGCUUAUGAGAAUAAAUUGGAUGAGAUUUGUCAAAAGUACUCCCAAUUGGAAGAUGAUGAGGUGGUGUGUUUUUCAUCGAUGACGUGUUGCUCCUCAAAAGGAAUUAAGCCCUGGGAUGGAGCACCUCUAUCUGCCAAAUCCAGAGAAUGGAGCCCUGGUGCAGCCCAAGAGGUCUGGAAGGAUUGGCCUGAAGUUAAAGAAGAAUUGCAGAAUGGUUCAGUUUUGCCCUUGGAAACAGAAAACAUUUUAGGUGAAGGUAGAAGCAGUGCUCAGGAUAUGUCCUCUUAUGAAGAUAUUGAAGGUGCAUCAACACAAGGUUCAUUAAGACGUGACAUGACAGAUGAGAACGGUGAAUCCAGCAGCCUCUCAAGUAGCCAUGCAAACGGGUCCAGGGAGGAUGCAGAGCUGCAGUCAAGCACCAGUGAUAGUGCGAUGAUCAAUCUGUAUUCCCAGCUGAUGUCCCGGAUGAGCAGUGCCUUCCACAGAAAACACACCGCAGAGGCUGCAUUUAGUGUAGUGAAGUCCUAUAGGAAGCGCUUGUGGAAUGCCAACAGGUCCAUGUUAGACACUACUUUCAGUUUCAACCGCAAAGAGAAAUCAAAAAAGGACUCAAAGAACAAAUCCAGCAAUUCAAAGCUUGUACGGUUUUCUAAAUCCAGCCAAUGUGCAGUGCAGAGCAGUCCAGAGCAAUCAGACGUGAGGAGCAAUAGGACCUUCAUUAUUUCUGCUUCUGCCAAUCAUACAAGACAGUCACUCACUGUGGGUAGGAAGAGCCCUUUAAGUAAGCCAAGACAAGAGUUGCAAAUGUCUCCUGCUGCAAAAUCUGUUAAGGGCAAACAAAGUGAAUCCCAGACAACAAGUUUUUUAGUUUACUUUCCAAGAGCUAAUUCUGCAACAUACUGGAAAGAUUGCAUGAGUAAAUAUAUGGAUGUCAUGAGACCAGGCACGUUUCAUCAGAGGUCUCUUUCUUCUGAACAGAACAGAAUCAGCUGCCCUCCACCACUGCACCCAGCUGUUUUUUCACCCAAAAAGCCUGCUAUUAGUGCCAGCAGCUCUGAUUCUCCCAAGAUGGACAGUAAUGUCAGUAUGAAUCAAAUACAGAAACGGGGAUUUAAAAAGGCCAUGAAGUCCAAAGUCAGCAGUUCAGAGAUGGUGUUUUAUCCCAGAUCCAGUCAUCCUGCUCGUCUGUUGAAUGAAGAAUCUAUAUCUGACUGCAACUCUCUAGAGCAAUCAGACGUGAGGCCUUUUUCUACAACAUAUAUUGUUUCUUCUAAUGCCAGUUACUCAAGAAGACCUCUCUUUCUGGGUGAGAAGAGCCCUUUAAGUAAGCAGAGUGUCAUUCCUCUGCGAUCUCCUCAUUCCAUUCAAGAAGGGGUCGCAUCUGUACAGCCACAGCUCCCACGUACUCUUGUGUCGGAAAAGCACAGUGUUGUUACAUCCAUUGGCUGCAGUUUGCCGAAGUCAGAAGAUUACAGUACUGUGACUCCAAAACAGAAAUAUAGAUAUGAAAGGGCUGUUAAGACUGAUAAUGGCAGUUCAGAGCUUGUGGGCUCUUUCAGAUCCAGUCGUCCUUCUUUGCCAUUGAAUACAAAAUCUGCAUCUGACUGCAGCUCUCCAGAGCAGUCAGACAUGAGGUCUAGGACCUUCAUUAUUUCUGCUGAUGCCACUCAUACAAAACAGUCACUCACUGUGGGUAGGAAGAGCCCUUUAAGUAAGCCAAGACAAGAAUUGCAAAUGUCUCCUGUUAAGUGCAAACAAGGUGAUUCCCAGACAAUGGCUUUUUUUAUUAGGUCUCCAGAAACUAAUGCUGUGACAUGCUUGGGAGACUCUGUGUGUGAACAUGUAAUGGAAGCAGGUGCGUUUCAUCAGAGGUCUCUUUCUUCUGAAAAGCAAAACGGCUCUGAUUCUCCUAAACUUAAAGGUUACUCCCCUUUGAAUCCAAUAGAGAAAUUGAGAUCUAAAAAGGCCAUGAGACGCAAUAACAGCAGUUCAGAGCUUCUGGGUCCAUCUAGAACGAGUCAUCCUGUGAAUGCAGAAUCUAUAUUUGACUUCGAACAGCCAGACACAAGGGAUUCCUCUAGAGCCUACAUUUUUUCUUCGAAUGCCAGUCAGUCAAGAAGACAACUCCUUGAGGGUGAGAAGGGCCAUUAUAUAAAAGAAUUGCGGAGACCAGAGGAGAUAUCUUUUCUGACUCCUGUUAGAAACAAAAAUGGCGGCGGAACCAAGCCAGUGACUUACUACAAGGCUCCUAUGGUAGACUUUAAGGAUCACUGUAGUGAUGGAGUCCAUAAGGGUGAGUUUCUUCCAAGGUCUCCUGCCUCACAGCAAGGGAUAAGCAGCUCCAAACCACCACUUAAUGCUUUUUCAGUUGGAAAGCAGUCGCUGUUCUCCACAGAAGGAUAUCUAGUCAAGAAAAUAAGUGAGGCUAACCAGAUUCCUAAGAGGUGUCACUCCUCCUCUUCGGUGUUUCAGCAGAGCAACAGACCAGAUAUUGAGCCAGAGUUUGAAGAUCUCUAUCAAAGAAUGGUUCUUGGCAAGAGUGGUACUUCAUUUUGCACAGAGGGUAACAGAGUACGCGAAAACACCUCUCCUGCCAGCAUUCACAAUGCCAGAGUGGGGAAAAGGAUGGGUGAGUUUGAAGAUCAUACCUAUCCCGAGGCGAAAAGAUUCCAAGGGUUGUCUGACACCAUUAAUCAUGAGGGCUCUAGAAGCAAUGGGGGAAUGUCUCCAAUUUCUAGAAGCUCGUACAGUAUGUUGCAGCAAUAUAAGCAGAACUGAAGAGAUUCACCAGCAGGACUGGAUUCUUUUCAGAGAACUGGAAAUCUGAUGUUUCAGGAUGAUGUAGAAGGGUGACCAGAUAGCAGACCUUUUCGUGGGCCACGGUGACUCAGCUGAUGAAGAACAGUAGUGAUUCUUCUACAGGUUUCCUAAAAUUCUGCAUUGUUAAUGUAAAUAAGUUAAAGUAAUGCUGUUUUCAAGUUGAGGUUGAAGUUUGAAUUUGUUUGCAGACAAUAUUUGCAGAAUAAAUUCCAGAAUUCGUUUUGGAAUGUUGUUUUCACUGUUUGUUGAACAGUAAAUGGUCAUUUUAAACCAUAGUUUGUUGAACAGUUUUUACUUCAAGCUUAUUAUGCUUGGCUCAGUUGGAAAAAAGGUCAUUUUCUAUUGUAAAAGUACAUGUUUAUCCAUGUGCAAAAGCUGUUUUCCAGUUUGUAAGGUUUUUGUUGAGGAUGUGUACAUUUGUAUCUUAAAUGUGCACAAGAAGUUUAAUAAACAUCUUCAAUUAAAAA